UUUGACAUUAUAGUUUUCAGCAUAGUAUACGAUUUUGUAUUGAUUUUGUGGCCUAAGCUGAAACUUAGGUUUAGUUUCUGAAGUAGAAUUCAUACAGGUCUUUCACAUACAAGUAAUAGAUCGUAAAAGUUGUAGAAAUGUCUAAAAUUCUAGAGGCACAGGAACAUUGUAAAGCAGCAGAAAAAUAUUUAAAGACUGGUUUGCUAAAGUGGAAGCCAGACUAUGAUUCAGCUGCUGAUGAAUUCAGUCAAGCAGCUCAAUGUUACCGCAUCGCCCGUGAUGUUAAGAACUCCAAGGAUUGUCACAUGAAGGCAGCAGAUCUAUAUGAGAAGAAUCGUUCAUUCUUUCAUGCUGCUAAGGCGAUUGAGAAUGCAGUUAUUGUCAGCAAGGAGUUGUCUUCGCCUGAGGAAUUGUACAACAUGGCAUGCAAUUCAAGCAGCUUGUACCAGCAACAUGGUUCAGGAGAUGCUGGCGCAAAUGUCCUGGAUAAAGUUGCAAAGAUUAUUGAAGAGAGGGCUCCCGAGCUUGCUGUCAAGUUAUUCCAGCAGGCAGCUGAUGUGUCUUCGGUUGAAAGCUCUCAACACCAAGGUACAGAAUACAUAAGCAAAGCGUCCCGACUUCUUGUUAAACUGGAGAGAUAUGACGAAGCAUUGGAUAGCCUUAGGCGUGAGAUUGGCUUCCACCUUGAAUCAGGUUAUACUGGGGCAGUGGGACGACUUACAGUUGCCAUUGUCCUUGUUCAACUGGCUAGAGGUGACGCUGUGGCAGCUGAAAAGGCUUAUAAGGAAUGGGGUAAUAAUUGCGAAGUGCCUGAAAUGCAAACUUUGGAAAUGCUUUUACAAGCAUAUGAUGAGGAAGACCGUGAUUCAGCGAAAAGAGCGCUUGCGUCGCCAUUUAUACGUAGCAUGGACGUGGAGUAUGCGAGAUUGGCCGGAACUAUACCUCUGCCUGAAGGGAUUGAUCCGGCACCAAAAGCAGCUGUAAGAGAACAUGCGGCGCCGUCCUAUGUCAGCGCGAAUACUGGCGAAGCUGAAGAAGCAAGCGUGUCAAGAGCAGAUAUAGAAGAAAUCGAGUAUGCUGAUAACAAAAAAACCGAAGAAGAAGACGAUUUGUGUUGAAUAUCUGGUAUUAUCUCGAUGUUCGGAAUGUUCUCAUUGUUCGAUCAGGCGAUGAAUUUGAGGAUUAUUCCUAAAUUGCACUUUCGUUGUAAAUUAUUGCUUCAAUUAAUCGUGUUGAUAUGAAGCUAAGAAUCAAUUUGUAAUAUGUGUACAUUUUGUUGUAUUUUACAUUUACUAUGCACUUUGAUGCUUCAAAAUAUAGCCUUCUAUAUUCGGGCAUUCGAAUGUUUCACCAUUUUGACAUCUGUUCAGUAGUUUUAGGUUUAAUUGUGACAAACAUACAUAAUUCCUCAAUAUUAUGGAUGUAAAAAAUCGUAUUGUUAUACCGUUCCAGCAAUGCUUAAAACGGAAGUACUUUAGUUAAUCAGUGGGUUUAGACGUAAAUUGAAUUUUCCCUUUCGAUAAGUCUUCUUUAGAUAUUAGCUAUCGUCGCUAAGCUACGAAAUAUCUUAUUAAAAUAUAAGUGAUACUCUUAAACUAUAUUUAUUAUCCAUGGAUAUAUGAUAAACAUAUAAUGUAUGACUAAACAUUCAAUUUUGCAUUUAAUAUAGGAGUCAAACCGGCGACCGUGGUUCUAGUUCCAGACCAGUCGCUUUCAACUUAUUUAUUUAUAUUUUUACUUCUGUAAAUCGUUAAGGUUAAGUUUGUUCUAAUUGUUAUUUCGGCUGGGAAGCAAACGCCUAUUGACAAAAAUCAGUACUGUAUUAUAAAACACGAACAUUGAUUUCCACUUGAUAGAACACAGAUUACAGAAGUAAUUUUAUUUGUAUAAUGGUUAUGUUUUAAAUAAACAGUUAUACUUUCGUUUAUACUUUGUAUAAUGUUUUUUUUUUUUCAUCUUAAAGAUGUGGGAUAUUAUAAACUGCAGUAGUUGUUUGUUAAGAGGACAGAAAAUAUUUGGAAUGAAGUAUAUAAUAAUACUGCUCUAUUUAUAUAGAUAAGGUAUUGUACUUAGUCAUCUGUUUCGUUGAGUGAGGUUUGUAAAUGGCGCUGUAGUACUUGUUUUAUUGAUUUGAGAAAUUGAGAUAACAUUCUUAGGCCUAUAUUAUAAAAUUUAAUCUUGAAUGUAGGAUAGAUCCUAAUAUCAAAUCUGUUAACACAUGUUACAUAUAUUUGUAUAAAUUUUAUGUGAAGGACCUGUUAAAUCCUUAGUAUUUCCGAAAUUUAGCGAUCCUAAUUUUAAAAUAAUGGUCAGACUUUGGGUUAAUCCAGAAACACACAUUACCGCUUCUUAUUCAUUUGUUAUUACUAUUUCUUGUUACUUACUCAAAACAUGUAGCUUCACCUCCUAAAUCAUCAUCAUUAGAAAUGUACAUUAAUUUGUUAAAAAGUAAAAAUUGGUGUGUGUAGUAUUAAAAGCAUAAGAAAAUAUAUAAGUAAUUACUCCUUAAAAUUAGCUUAAGAUAUCUAGUUCAAGCAUUUAUUUUAAUGGAUACAAAUGUAUUUAUAUAAAAUGUAUAUAUUUGAUUAGUAUAUUUUUAAAUAAACUAUUACAUGGAUAAUAUUUUUCAUGAUUGUCAGUUAUGUCCCAACAUGUUGUAGUGAUUCUAGAUAUUGACUUCUUUCAUUAUAUAUUCUGUUUGUUAAGUUCUAUUAUAGUAAAUAUAUCUUGCAUAAAUGUUGAAUUACUAUUUAAAUAUUUAAUCAUGGGAACGGAGAGUUAAUAUUUACAUUUGUAAAGAGUUAGAUCGGCAUUGCAGAUUCAAUCUUAAUAAAUUGACAACGAAAGUAGGUUAACAUGAGAAAAUAUGUUUAUUAUCAUAAGAAUUCAAAGUUAGCCUGUUUCUUUGUUAAAUAGCCAAUACAUUGGAUACUACUUUUUAUGCUGUAUUUAUGAUAAUAAAAGAUGUAAUACAUAGAAUAUAAUAUAUAAUGUUAAAAAAAUACUAUGUAGGAUAUAAUUUUGACAGAAAAGAACAGAUUUCAAUUUGACAUGUAUUUUUUAUUAAUUGAAGAUUACCUGACUUAUGUAAACUUGAUUGUAUAGUUUUAAUUGUUAUUGAUCUUAUAUAAAUAUUGUUUAUGUUGAUAUGAUGUUAUGUCAAUUUAGAACAUUUAAUGCAUAAGAAUAAAGCUUUCAAUGAUUUAGUGUUA
Molecule: messenger RNA, 3212 nt
Organism: Pieris rapae (cabbage white)
Lineage: Eukaryota; Metazoa; Arthropoda; Insecta; Lepidoptera; Pieridae
Gene: gammaSnap1
Product: gamma-soluble NSF attachment protein
Exons: 7
Coding region: 138-1118 (326 amino acids)
Biological process (GO): intracellular protein transport
Cellular component (GO): SNARE complex; vacuolar membrane
Molecular function (GO): soluble NSF attachment protein activity; syntaxin binding
Source: RefSeq, a predicted model, not a curated record